AAAUUAAUUAAUACUGUUCCUAUAUUAUGUAUUCUAUACACAGUUUGUAUGAUCUGCAAACCUUUGUUCCCCAAUAGGGUUCUCGAGAAUUUAGAGAUCACUGAAUUCUCUCAAACUUUUGCCUUGCCUCCCAUCACAGUCAACUUUCUUUCUACUUUGCCUCUCAAUUUCAUAGGCUUUUUAAAGCAAUAUUUCUUCCAGUUUGCCUCAUACUUUUUAUUAGUUUUUCAUCAUAGCAAUCUUACGGACGUUUUCAUAGAGCAACGCCGCUUUGUGACCAAGGCGCUGGACUUCCGCGACAUGUAACAAUGUGUCCAGAUCAGUUGCAGCCGAUUCCAUUCUGUGAUAUGGUGUUUAUCGCGUUAGCGCGGCGCAGUGCUGGAGAUACCGCCGAAGAGAAAGACAAGGGACACGGAAGAGAGAGCACCGGGGCUCCUUUCCCCCCCCUCCAGCUGCACACUGGCGGUCAGUGGCAUGGCAACCGCCAAAGGCCGGAUUGUUGUUUUUAGUUGAUCGUUCUCCUCGCUCCAGCGGUGUCUGUUGCCAGUCGUCGGCUGAACGCUGACCAAAUCGCAUCCUCGUUGAUCCUCGACUCUGAACACGCGCGAAUCACCUGUGAAUAAGUGCUACAGACCGAGUGAUAAGUCCCUCAGUGCGUUUGUUUGUUCUUCACAACCUCAAGGACUCACUUUGUAAUCUUCUACUGUUGAAGCCAGCAUCUCUUCUUUCACCGGCAAGUUGGCUUGUCGAAGAAUCCCAUGUGGAUUUAUUGGUGAUGAAUGGUGCUAGCAGUGGAGCCGAUUUAGUAGGAUUGUGGCGAUUGGAACAGCACCGCAUCACAUGGCGGUGCGUCUCACCCAGCUCUGCUUGUUAGUGCUGUCUCUCACUAGUUGUGCACUUUUUACUCAAGGAUGUCAGUUCUACCCUCCGGGAGAGUACCUGCGGUUUGUAAGGGUCUCGGAGAGUCUGAAAGUUGGUGGAGAAGUGCUCCAGGUUGAGGUGCAUCCUCGGCGUAACCUCUCCAUUCAGCCAGUUGACAAAACUGACGAUGUGCGGUUCUUCAAGUACGUUUCAGUGAAUAGAACUGUAGUAUCAAUAAGACUGGCUCAGUCUCUGGAGGAUUUGGUUGACCAACAAGUUCCCCAAAAUGUGCUCAAAUUUCGACUGGUAUGCGACUACUUGGACUCGGAGGAUGUUAUAACAUCUUACCUGUCAGUAACAGUAUACGUUGAGGAUGUGAAUGACCAUCAUCCGAUAUUUGUUGACGCUCCAUAUCAAGUAACAGUGGAUGAAUUAACUCCAAUAGGUAUCACCUUAUUCAGAGGCAUUCAGGCAAUCGACAGAGAUAAACCGAAUACUCCAAACUCGGAAAUCCAUUACUCAGUUCUGGCUGGUAACGAGAAAGGCAAAUUUGGCAUUGAUGGCGGAGCCAGGGCAUCUUUGGUUCUGCGGAACCCUUUGGACUAUGAUAUGGGAGAUACCAACUUCCUACUCACAAUUAUAGCUUCUGACCGAGGAUCACCUCCGAAAAACUCAACAACCACAAUCAAGAUUACAGUCACAGACAGCGAUGAUUUGAACCCACGUUUCACUCAUGAUGUUUAUCGUACUCAGAUUACGGAGUUCUACCCAGUGACUGGCAAACGCAUCCAUCAUGAGCUGACUUUUGUACCGCAAAUAAAAGCAUACGAUCAGGAUCUAGCCAUAAAUGCUUCGGUUCGUUACGAUUUGAUUGCUGGAAACGAUCGCAAACUAUUCACGGUGGAUCCCAACAAUGGAUCCAUAUUCCUCGAGAGGGAACUCGACUUGGAUACUUUGCCCAGCAAUACAUUUACACUUCAGAUUCAAGCAUCACAAGUGGACAAUGCUCUGAAAGCUGGAGUUGCGCAAGUUGAAAUUGAACUGCUUGACAUAAACGACAAUCAGCCACAGUUUGAAGUUGAUCUCUACAACAUCAGCAUCGUUGAAAAUCUUCCCAACGGAUUCAGUGUCUUGCAAGUGGUCGCCACCGAUCAGGAUCAGGGUGACAAUGCAGAAUUUGUGUACCACCUGGUAGAUCCUAGCCAGGCAUUCAGUAUUGACAGCAGGACUGGAUGGCUGACAGUCAGGAAUCAAGCCAAGCUGGACAGAGAACAGCAAACCUCGUUAACGAUGAAAGUGCUUGCCAGGGAAAAGCUUCCUUCUGUUGUUACUCCACCCAGUGAUUCAUCAGUGAAGGUUGACGUGACAUUAUUGGAUGCCAAUGACAACACGCCGUCAUUCAUCCCCAACAAUAUAUAUGAAUUUAUAGUUUCGCCUGACGUUGAAGAGGGCGCUCACAUCGGAACAGUGGAAGCUGUGGAUCCAGACUUGGGACGCAACGGUAUGGUGUUGUAUGAACUGCAGAGGGGUAACGUCUCUGAUAGUCUACCGCAAUACUUCACAAUCAACGUGAGAUCAGGGAAGAUAACGGCCAGUAAGACGCCUUUGCCAGUGGGACGACACAGUUUGUUCGUUGAAGCCUCGGAUCAGCCUGUCAAUCCAAGUGAAAGGAGGUUUUCACUGGCGGUUGUUACUGUUGAAGUUGUGUCUUCAAUACCAAAUCAUGGAACACCGGAAUUCGUCGGUGCUCCUUACGAGUUUUGGGUUGGCAGCGAUGUGAGCAUUGGCACCAGCGUCGGUCAAAUCAGAAUCACUGAUUUCAAGGAUCGGCACAAACUUGUCUACGACUUACUUCACAGCUAUCACGAGGGAGUGCCCUUCGCUGUUGAGGAGCAUUCAGGAACGAUAACAGUGGUUGACGCCAUGUCCAAGUAUGACAGAGUGGAGUACGACUUUGAAGCGGUUGUCUCAGAUGAGAAGCUUCUCACCCUUGUUACAAAUGUCACCAUACAUGUCGUUCAUAUGGACUCGAUUUUCGCUGCAAACACGAAUGAGCCAAUGCAAGUACAGUUCCGAGUGAGAGAGAACCUGUCCGGGGCACUGGUGGGUCAACUGGCCGGUCGCAAUCAGACCAGAGUUCUGUGGAAGCCUGUGCGAUUCGUGAUCGCCAAUCAGCCCGACAUCACCGAGCAGUUCGCCGUCUCGCAAGAUGGAACGAUCUACACGCAACGAUCUCUCGACAGAGAAUACAGGGAAUCGUAUCAGCUGACUAUUCUUGCUGAAGGCAUAAGAGGUAGAACGCGUACCGGAGGACUCUAUCAAGUGCAAGUAAUUGUCGAGGAUGAGAACGACAACGCACCGGUGUUCGAGCGACCGUGGUACUCGGGACGAGUGCCGGAGAACUGCGCAGCUCACUGCGCACUCAGCAUGGAGCACAAGAUCCGCGCUCGCGACGCCGACGCCGGCAACAAUGCCCAGUUCACUCUCGCCCUCCAUGGCGAGGACGCCGACAAGUUCUCGCUUGACAGAGACACAGGCGUCGUCUCCGUCCGGGCGCCUCUCGACAGGGAAACCAAGGAGUCGCACAAGUUGUGGAUUGUCGCCACUGAUAGAGGCAACCUGAGCUCAGAAGUAAGACUGACGGUCUACGUUGACGAUGUGAACGACAAUGCGCCGAAGUUCGUGCAGAUGAAAGUGCACCCUAGCUCGGACAUUGAGCUCUCGAGGCGUUCGUCAAGUGGAGUCAUGAUAGUUGUCGGCAACAGGACGGUGAGCGACAUCACUCCCGAGCUGCGCAAUGUCACUUUCGCCGAGCAACUGCUGCCUGUAGUAUCCAUCCCGGAAAGUUUGAUUGUUGGCUCCGAUGUGAUCCAGCUGUUAGCUGUUGACAAGGACAAGGGCGAGAAUGCUUCCAUCACCUACCAUCUGUUUCAUGAAACGAUAAUUUCGGAAAGUACCAGUCCAGAUACAAAAUUUACACCUCAGCACUUCAGUGUCCACCACUCGGGAAGUGUGUCUGUUGCGACACUGCUCCCACCGCAAACCGAGUUUAGACUGAAUAUUUCUGCCAAGGAUGGAGGUGGCCUUGAAGGAUUCAUUGUGGCUAGAAUCAGGGUUAGAGACAUCAACAACAAUGCUCCAACUUUCGAUAAAUACCAGUAUGAAUUUGAAGUUCUGGAAGGACUGUAUUCGGACUCUAUCAUAGGGAGGAUAAAUGCUGUCGAUGCAGAUUUCGGGGAGAAUGCAAAACUAACUUAUAAAAUACUACAGAAGCGGAAAGAGUUGAAGUCGUUCCCGUUCAAGAUUUCAAGAGACGGUGCGAUAAUUGCGAAUGGGGAUUUGGAUAGAGAGCAGCAGGAGAGGUAUGUGUUCAGAGUGAUGGCUCAGGAUAAUGGACCUCCGGGACACCAACUGCGGAGCACAACUGAAGUGGUGAUUAAAGUACUGGAUGCAAACGAUAAUGUGCCCGAGUUUCACGGCUAUGACCGAAUUGUCCACACUGUGAGAUCUAGUCUAGACGGUGAACAUGACCCAACGAACAGAUUCGAGGCAUCGAUAGCAUUACCAGUCUAUCUAGCGACAGUUGUGGAGAGCAGUCCUCCCGGUAUCCCUGUGCUACGAAUCUAUGCCAACGACUCUGACUCUCCAGUCAACGGCAAUGGCAUGAUACUCUUCCACAUUCCAAAGAAAAACAACUCACCGCAACUUUUCAGCAUCGAUUCGAAAGAAGGCAUCGUCACGACGACUUCGACCCUCGACUAUGAGCAUGAGCAGAAGCACAAUGUGACGAUUGUGGCCUCCGACCUCGGUCACCCCAGUCUCAGCUCGACUGCUCUGCUCAUUGUUUCCGUGAUUGACGUGCCAGAACUGGCAGAGGAGUUGACGGGGCCGAUCUUCACUCACAGAUAUUACGAACUUGAGGUGGAGGAGAAUUGUGUCACACCACUAGCCCUGAUUUCGUUGAACGUGAGUGAUCACUACCGUCGACAAGGCAUGAAGUUCACGAUCAUCCCGUCAGAGUUCAGCAACAUGUUCUCAGUCGACCCAGCCAAUGGCACGGUCUACCUGACAGUUAGCCCCGACCGGGAGAGUGUCGACCAGGUCUCGGUCACCAUAAGGGCGCAGCCCGCCAAAAGGGGCCGCACCUUCCCCAAAAUGGUCUACCCGGUUCAUCUAACCGAUCUAGCUCCUAAUGAAGUGAAGGUUGUGCUGAAGAUACGCGAUGUGAAUGAUAACUCUCCAGUAUUCUCCCUGAAUGGGCGCCCAUUGGUAGCAGCUAUCCCCACCUCAGCCAACUACGGCUAUCCCAUAGCCAGACUUCAUGCAACAGACGUGGACUUGGGUGCAAGCGGCGAGAUCAGGUACCAGAUGCUGGGAGGCGAGGCGGGGCACUUCGCGGUGGACGCGGUGAGCGGACAAAUCCGCGCGGCAGCCAGCUUCGCGCACCACGCGGGGCGCGUCUUCGGCUUCGACGUCAAGGCCACCGAUCUUGGCGGGUCGCCCGACGGCCGAUCCGCCAUUGCUAACGUAUUUGUGUAUGUUCUUGAUGAGAGCAAACGGCUUGUGAUGGUGAUGAAUGCCAAGCCUAUUGAUGUGGAAAGACACUCCGAAAAUAUUACAUGGGUGCUGUCCAACAUCACUGGCCUAGAUGUUCGAGUGAGGAAGAUUGAGCCACAUCAUGAAGAUCAUGAGUUUAACGAUGCGACUGAUCUGUAUUUGUAUGCUGUUGAUCCAAUGAUGAACGUCAUUCUUGAAACUGAGGAGUUCAAUGAGAUGCUGAAUGCAAAGCAAAGUGAGAUUCGCAGAGUGCUGGAGCCUUAUCGCAUCCUGGAAACAAUGACUGACAAGGAGAGCUCGCCAACAGUGAGCACCCGCCGCAACAACGCACCUCUGCUCACUGGCCUCGAGGUCGUCACCAUCGUUCUCGGAUGCAUCGUCUUCCUCGGAGCAUUCACUGCUGCCAUCUGUGUGGCAUGCCUGCACAAAAACAAGAAAAAUCUGGACUCAAAGUACCCGCCGGCGACGAUCGACCUGAGCCUGCGUCCUAAGAUGCACAUGGACUGCAAGCCGCGCUCGCUGUUCCACCCGAACGCGUUCGUCGAGGACUCGACCGAGUACGGCGGCUCGAACCGAGGCUCCAACUCGGACUGCACGCGUGCACAUCGCGCACACGGCCACCAACAUGCGCCCACUUGCAUGCGCCACCACUCGCGACAGCAGCGGCGUCGGCCAUCGCAGCGACACAAGAGCGGCGGACUGUUGGAGGUAUCGCUCGCGUCGCUCCACUCUAGCGCGCGCGACAGUGGCAUCGGCGACACGCGACGCAGUCCACGCGGGCGCUGUCCUUGCGGACACUCGUCCACUCACUCGUCAGCAAAUAGCAGCAAUGGCAGCUACGAGGACUCGCUAAAGUCGCUGCACCGCCAUCACAGCCAGAGCAGCGGCGGCAGCGGGGAGCACACCCACUGCAGUCACAGUCACAGCCACGAGGGCAACCGGGCCACGCCCCCCAUGCUGGUGCGCAGGCCCAGCGAGCGACUGCUUGUUCCACGGUAGUCAACGACAGCAAUCCAAGCCACUGAUAACGAAUGCUUAGACCCCAACUAUACGGGCGGAAUAGACGCGCUGAAUUUAUUUCGCGCUUUGACACUUUUAACUGUCAAUGAAAGCCACUAAUCUUAUUUAUAAGGAAUGCUCGCACCCCAACUGUACGGGCGGAAUAGACGCAUUGAAUUCAUUCCGAGCGUCUUUAGAAUGCAUGGGAUUGGUUGCACAAAAGCCUGUCAAAUUUGAACCGUGAUUAAAUAGCUUGAGAACCAAUCAGAGAAGCCUCCUUCUCAAAGAAGCAUUCUCUGAUUGGUUCUCGUGCCAUUUAAUUGCGGUUAAAUGAUCCGUUUAAUGUUGUAUUAUGUAUAAAUUAUCCGUUGUAUUGUGUUGGAAAUUAUUGUAUUGUGAAGGCGGCGAAAUGGGUUUCUACCUAUUGUCUCCAUGAAUAAAUUAAUAAAUUAAUCACGGUUUAAUCAUAGAAGCCUCCUUUUCAAAGAAGCCUUUUAUGAUUGGUUCUUGUGCCAUUUAAUCACGGUUCAAAUUCAACAAGCUUUUGUGCAACUGGGCCAUGACCUCUUGGGAAUUGUCAAUUUCGCUCGUAUAGUUUACCCCUUAAGAUACAUUCUGUACACCCCCUUAAGAGACAAAAUUCAUCCUGUUGACGAGUGAAGAGAAUUCAGCGCGUCUUAGACGCCCGUAUAGUUUUGAGGCCUUACAGGUCUAAAUUGAGUCUCACUAUUUAUAGCAAAGUUGAAAUUUACUUCAAACUGGCAGCAUUGCUUGAAUGCAAAGCAUUGAUGAUAUUUAUAAGGAAUUCUGACAGUUUGAAAUGAGCCUUACUGCUCACAGCUAAAGUGAGAUUCACUUCACAAUGGCAGCAUAGAUUCAAUGCUAAACAUUGAUGCUAUUCAUGAUAAAUGCUGACAGAGUGAAGUAAAACUUACUGUAGUGGCAUGAUGUGACAGAUAUUUAUAUUUUAUAAUCCACAAUAACAGUAUUGUCGAAUGCUUGAGGCUUCUCUUUCCUAGUCGACUGAAACGGAACGGAAACUAAAAUCUAUAGGGCCAAACUUCAUAAGAAUACUAGGUAAUCUAGUAGUUUUGUCUUCAAUAUGAGUUUUCGUUGUGUUAUCGCUUACUAGGAAAGCGUCGCCUCACAAAGGCUGCAGAAUGUAUAUCUCAAUUACCGUAUGUAUUAUUAUAUUAUUUAAUUGUAUUUAUUGGAUUUUCUGUUUCUCAACAUUCUAGAGAAUAGGCUACUGAAUCCACGAAUUAUUUAUUGGUGGAAAAUUGAGAUGUAUUUUGGUCAUAAUUAUAUUAUGAUUAAAGUGUUUUGUACAAUAAACGAAUAAAUAUAGAAAUACAAAUAAAAUACAUUUUGAGGUUGAUUGAUUGGAGAAUUGAAAUAAGUUGAACUUCAAUUGAUCUAAUUUUCUUUUAAAUUUGACAUUAUACUGCAGUUAUAAAAGAAUAUUACUAUGCAACCUGAACAUUAGUAUUUCUACUCUUUAAAAAAAGUAUGUUACUCAAUACGCAUUUCAAUUUGUUACAUAGCAAGUGAUCAAUCACUUACUAUUGUGAUUUGUGAGAGCUUGAAUUACGUAUUUAAUGUGGUUCAAAUUGGUGAUUUUUUCAAAAUAAUCCUAUAUUUUCAAUAGAAAAAGAUCAAACAAUUUUAUUUUUUCAAUAAGAUAAGAUAUUGUUUCUGCGCUAAGUUGAGAUCAAAUGUAUUCCCUGCAAGAAGCCAUUUAAUUACUGUAGUAUUAUUCUACUCAUGUUCUGCCGCAUUGCUAACCUCUAAUUGCAGUACUGUGCACAAAAGUUGUCCCUUGAAUAUUCUACUGAUAGAGUAAAAUUAUAUGGAGAUAGCAUAGACUUUGCAAUUCAUAUCAAACUCAAUCUCACCCCGAAAACUCUACUGUGGCAUCUCAAUUUUCUAUCCAAAUUGGCACAGCAUAUGAUGCCCGUCCACCAUUUUAUAUAGUAUAAUUUUGGAGUAUUUUAUUACCCAACUAUAUUAACGGCAUUUGAGUGACUAUUUAUUCAUUAAGCUACAUCAAACAUCAUCACAUUAGAAAAAAAUGUUUCAAAUUCUCUGGUUAAGCAGUUGGAAUAUUGUAGAUGGAUAGAGGACUUGACCAGUAGCUCAUUCUUAGAUGGUACUUCAGUACUAGAAAGGUACAAAUUAGAGCAAAUAUAAAAAUGUAAAUAACGAUAGUCAAGGAUAUUGUAAUAAUUGUUAUUAUCAGAUAAUAACAUAAGGCAUACUACAUUUAAAAAUGGGAUUUUUCCAUUCAAUCAAUUGUAUGGAGAUUCCACAUUGAAUGCAGUCUUUUCGUGAUAGGUCUCUUGAGUAGUCAUAGAUCACCCAAACGCAUAAUUUUGAAAAUCUACCAAUCUUUAAAAAAAAUCAAGUUCUGUAAUUAUAAUCAUUGAGAGAACAAGAGAGAUUGUAAUUAAAUAUCAGAUCAAACUGAAUUUAAACAAAUAGAAUUUUAAUAUUUACAAGUACAUAGACACCUAGGCUAAAUACGAAAAAACCAGAAAUAUUAUAUAUUAUAUUACAUAAUAUCCACAAAAAAUGAAUAAAUGGUUUUCAAAUCUGACUUGCUGAGCUUGAGAGCUAAUGGAACCAAUUACUAAAUUGAAAUUUAAUUUAAAAAUUUGGUGAUAAAAACCAAAACUUAUUAAUAUAAUUUGUUUUGUAGUUUGAACUCAAAUAUUGAACUAAAGUUUCCAUUUUAAGUUCUAUCUAUUAUUUGAUCAAAAACAAAAAUAAUGUUUAUGUAUAUAUUGAAAAUCAAAAAGUUUUGUAACGUGAACCCAGAAUUCUAGUAUUGAGCGUGAAUUUUAUAAUAUAUAACAAUUGCUGCAAUUAUUGAUCACACAUUUUAGUUUCAGUUGUAUUUGCAAACAGAAAGUAAACGAUUAUUCCAUUUUAAUUGAUUUUCAAACGAUUAUGACGUAUCAGAAGAGACUGAAUAAAUAGUUGAAUAUUGUUUUUUGUAAACAUAUAUAGUCAUAGUUGAAUUUUUAAGUAUCAAAUAAUAGUAAUUAUUGUUUUAUUGUAAUUGAAUUGCCAUAAUUUGUGUAUAAUAAGGUCUUGUCUUGUGUACAUACAUUAUAUUAUAUUAUAAAUUACAUAUUA
This is a messenger RNA of Nilaparvata lugens (brown planthopper), 9555 nucleotides long. It is a transcript of the gene Cad89D, whose product is annotated as cadherin-89D. Gene Ontology annotation, cellular component: plasma membrane; catenin complex. Gene Ontology annotation, biological process: homophilic cell-cell adhesion. Gene Ontology annotation, molecular function: calcium ion binding; cadherin binding. The record is from RefSeq and is a predicted model, not a curated record. NCBI's taxonomy places the organism in Eukaryota, Metazoa, Arthropoda, Insecta, Hemiptera, Delphacidae.